Messenger RNA from Phasianus colchicus (ring-necked pheasant), 4073 nucleotides. RefSeq names its product EGFR pathway substrate 8, signaling adaptor (gene EPS8). Gene Ontology annotation, biological process: Rho protein signal transduction; regulation of Rho protein signal transduction; positive regulation of ruffle assembly. Lineage: Eukaryota; Metazoa; Chordata; Aves; Galliformes; Phasianidae. Gene Ontology annotation, molecular function: actin binding. Gene Ontology annotation, cellular component: vesicle; ruffle membrane; plasma membrane. The record is from RefSeq and is a predicted model, not a curated record.
UGUAGGAGCAGCAGUGACUCGAUACAGAAGCCACCGGUGUGGGCAGCACUUCAGUCCCCUGUCAGCACGCCCGGAGUGUGUGUGCGGGGUUGUUCCACGCACACAGCGACAGCCACGUGUAAGCUGUCAGGCUAGGGGCACGAGCAACCAAAUGGAAACAGCAUCGACAGCCAGGAGAUUUCAUCCAGGAUCGCGAGUGAGGACGGCGGAGUGUUGCUCUCGCAGCCGACUCGCCCCGCAGGCGGUGUAGAUACACCGACUUCCUUGCUUCGGAGUCUUGAUCAUUUCCCUCAGUAAGUGACGAUAAGAAUGAAUGGCCAUAUAUCAAAUACCCCUCCUGGUGGCUAUGGAAGUUAUUCUCCUCAAAUCAAUGGCUAUGGCUCACCAACAUUUGCUCAGGCAGAGAGGGAGCAGAAUUCCAGAACAAGUGCAAAGGCUCUUUAUGAACAAAGAAAGAACUAUGCACGGGACAGUGCCAGCAGCAUAUCGGAAACUUCCCAGUAUCACGUAGAGCAUUUGACCACCUUUGUUCUGGACCGAAAAGAAGCAAUGAUUACAGUAGAUGAUGGAAUAAGGAAGCUGAAAUUAUUGGAUGCUAAAGGCAAAGUGUGGACUCAAGAUAUGAUUCUUCAAGUGGAUGACAAAGCUGUCAGUUUGGUGGACUUGGAAUCAAAGAAUGAACUGGAGAAUUUUCCUUUAAGCACAAUUCAGCAUUGCCAAGCUGUGAUGAAUGCAUGCAAUUACAAUUCAAUUCUUGCAUUAGUAUGUAAAGAACCAACUCAGAACAAGCCAGAUUUGCAUCUUUUCCAAUGUGAUGAGAUUAAGGCUAGCUUUAUUCAUGAAGAUAUAGAAAGUGCAAUCAGUGACAGCAAGAGUGGAAAACAAAAGAAGAGACUUGAAACACUGAGGAUGAUCUCCAGUGCUGAUGGUGCUAUCCCUCCCCCGCCACGGGCUCCUGCCCCUGUUCCCCCAGGGACUGUCACCCAGGUGGAUGUGAGAAGCCGUGUGGCAGCGUGGUCCGCAUGGGCUGCGGAGCAAGGGGACUAUGAAAAACAAAGACAAUACCCUGACCAUGAGGAAACGGCAGAAAUGAUAGCAGCCAGGAUUGACAGAGAUGUUCAAAUUCUGAACCAUAUUUUGGAUGACAUUGAAUAUUUUGUUACCAAACUUCAAAAAGCUGCUGAAGCAUUUGCUGAGCUUUCAAAGAGGAAGAAAACUAAGAAAAGUAAAAAGAAAGGACCUGGAGAGGGAGUUCUUACUCUCCGUUCAAAACCACCACCUCCAGAUGAGUUUGUUGACUGCUUCCAAAAGUUCAAGCAUGGCUUCAAUCUUCUGGCCAAAUUAAAAUUCCAUAUCCAGAAUCCUAGUGCAGCUGAACUGGUUCAUUUUCUCUUUACCCCACUACAUAUGGUGGUGCAGACAACAGGAGGUCCAGAGCUUGCCAGUACAGUACUAAGUCCCCUCCUAACAAAAGAUACCAUAGACUUCCUACAGUAUACCGUCACCAGCGAGGAAGGGCAGUUAUGGAUGUCAUUGGGUGACACAUGGACCAAAGCCAGAGCGGACUGGCCCAAAGACCAGUUCAUUCCACCUUAUGUUCCUCGUUUCCGAAAUGGUUGGGAACCUCCUUUGCUGAACUUCAUGGGAGCUCCAAAUGAGCAAGAACUCAAUAAUUUGGCUGAGUCUGUGGCAAACUUUGCAGAGCAACAGCGGAAGCAAGAAAUAAAAAGAUUAUCAACUGAGCCUCCCAGUGUUCCCGACUACCCUCCGGCCGAUGGGUACGCAUUCAGUAACACAGUGUACAAAAGAGGGCCUCUGCUGGACCAAGGGGCAGCUGUUGCUGCCUUUAAGCAAACUGUUAGCCGCCAUGUAGAUAGAAACUAUGAAGCACACAAUAAAACACAGUCCAAGAAAUAUGCCAAAUGCAAGUAUGAAUUUAUGGCAAGAAACAACAGUGAGCUUUCUGUCCUGAAAGAAGAGAUUGUAGAGAUUCUGGAUGAUAGAAAGCAGUGGUGGAAGGUCCGGAAUAAAAGCGGCAACACAGGCUUUGUGCCAAACAACAUUCUGGACCCUCUGAGGAAUUAUGAAGGUGGUCUGGGAUUGCCAGAACCUGUGUACACCCGCACCAUUCAGAAACAAAGGACAGACUAUGUUGCUAAACAACCUGAUCCGGUUCCUGUUACUCCUUCACCGCCUCCGAUGCCUGCUCCGGUUCCUGCAGCUGUCCCCCUCCCUCCGAGCACCCCAGCACCCAUCCCAGUUCCUGUGCCCAAGGCGCCAGCAACUGUCAGCCGCCAAAGCAGCACCUCUAGCGACAGCGGUGGUAGCAUUGCACGAGACAGCCAGAAGCACAAACAAGUUCCUGUGGACCGCAGGAAAUCUCAGAUGGAAGAGGUGCAGGAUGAACUCGUUCACCGGCUCACCAUUGGCCGCAGCAAUGCCCAGAGGAAGUUCCACGUGCCACGGCCAAACAUUCCGGUAGUGAACAUCACGUACGACUCCUCGCCUGAGGAUGUGAAAGCAUGGCUGCAGUCCAAAGGAUUCAACCCUGUGACUGUGAACAGCCUUGGUGUGCUGACCGGUGCUCAGCUUUUCUCCCUCAAUAAAGAGGAACUGAGGACUGUUUGCCCAGAAGGGUCUAGAGUCUACAGCCAAAUUACGGUACAGAAGUCUGCUUUGGAGGCUAACAGUGGCAGUUCAGAACUGCAAGAAAUUAUGAGAAGACGACAAGAAAAAAUCAGUGCAGCUGCAUCAGAUUCAGGUGUGGAGUCUUUUGAUGAAGGAAGCAGCCACUAAAAGUCUUUCCUCUAUUCUUUAGUUCCACUGACCAUAGCAUUAUACAGUCCAGCUUUGCUUUAGUGAAGGGGAAUGUCUUAUUACUCUGUAAAAAUACAUAACUAGCCAUCAUAAAGAAAACUUACAGUAGUAUCUGCAGAAGUACUUGCUGCUGGCUUCUCACCAUUAAAAAUGAAAAUGAGAAAUCCAAUGUAAGUUCCUGACAGGUGAAACUAUUGGCACUAGAGUCACUUAUACCCAAAGACAUGCCUUGGCUUUAUGGAAUUAACAUUUCAGUGACAGGUAAACUGGAAUGUAUUUUUAUUUUUGAUCCAUCCUAGGAGAGUUGAGCCAGCAAUAAAAAGCAUUUGAACUCUUUAGUAAUAAUAUAGUUCUGAAUUCCAUCGCCAGCUGUAGUAUGCAACUAUGUCUUUCUUACAGUGCAUUCAGCUGCAGGAUGUUUAGUUGAUGCCAGCAAUCAAAGAGGUAACGUUUAGGGUAUGAACAGCAGCCCAGCAUAGACUGAAUCUUUCUUGCAUUGCUCCCAAGGUAUUUUAUUACUAAUGACGCUGUUUAUACCAAAAUAAUACUCUGUACUUUGAUUUUAUCAGUACUUCUCUCGUGAUGAACAAUAAUAUUACACAAGGAAUUAAUAGAAAACAGUAACACAACUCAGCUGAAAGAGGGGAUCAGAUCUGCUGUAGGUAGUCAUGAAACAAUUCUCAUUAUUUUUUUUUAAUACACUUGCCUUUUUUGUUUGUAACUUAACCUGUUGGAGGAACAGUGUAUAAUCUAGACUUUGCGUGUUGAUCCCAGACGUCAGUUUUUCCAUAUGUAAAAAGCUGUUGUUCCUUUAUGAAUGUAAUCUUUUGGAAAAUUGGAUUCCUGAAGGCAAAAGGGAGAGAAAAGGAAGCGACCCUUCCAGCAAAUAUUAUUUUUGAAGAUGCGAUGAUUUUUGUCACAAAAAUGUUCUGUUACUUCAGAUGGUGUUGUGAUUUUAUAUAUAAUAUAUGUAUUAUAUAUAAUAUAUAAUAUCACUUAAUUUAGACAAAUUUAAUCAUCUAGUUUGAUUAAGUUUCAUAGUGCCUUUUCCACAUGAAUCAGCUUAAAGUCUGCAAUAAACAGUAUUUCUUGUCUGUUAAAUAGUUGUAUCUUUCUGGCUACAAAGAUGGUAUUGAAAUAAGAAAGUGUUCUUGAUUUUUGCCAUUAGUUUGCUUUUCCUCUGUGUACAAGGAAAAAAAAAAAAAGAAUCCUAUUCAUUUUUUUCAUAAAAGAAAUUAAAAUCUUAAUAAAGGUGU